Messenger RNA from Paralichthys olivaceus (Japanese flounder), 1717 nucleotides. Its product is annotated as trichohyalin-like. The record is from RefSeq and is a predicted model, not a curated record. Lineage: Eukaryota; Metazoa; Chordata; Actinopteri; Pleuronectiformes; Paralichthyidae.
AUGGCCAACAACGGAGGAACCACCGAACCUAAAGUUCACUACAACUGCAAGGAUUGCCGGAAAUUUCAACGAGAUGUCAAAUAUCUUGAACAUCUGUUGGACAAUGAAAGGACCCGCGGUCGCGAACAACGAAAGUGGAGACUCACUCUUUGCGAGGCGCUAGAUGAGGCCAAUGCAAAGUUGGCCAAACGGCAACCUUGGGAAGAAAACAACUGCGACAGGCAUGAAGAUACAUGGCAGCCUGAGGAGGGUGACUUCAAUGACGAAAUGCACCAGUCUGAGGUUUGGGACGAAGACAACGAAGCCCUCAGCACUGCAGAGAUCCUAACUGAGACCACCAUGCAGAACCAGGAGACCGACCUCCAAAGAUGUUACAAGGAGCUGCAGGAGGCUCAUAGAACUAACCAGCAGAGGUUUUCUGUGGAGCUGCAGGCUGAGAGGAGCAAGAAUGAGGCUCUCAUACAUGAACUGGAGAAAUUGCAAGCUUCAAACAAUGAGAUGAGUGAAAAGUAUGAAGCUGACCACCUCCGAGCCAAGCAGCAGAUCAUCCACAUGACGACUGAGCUUAAAGAAGCAGCAAAGUCUAAGAUUGACACCUUGCAGGCUAAGCAGAACCUUGUCCGUGCACAGAUGAUGGAGGAGAUGAAAUGUCUCCAAAAAAAUGCUGCAGAGGAGAAAAUGCUUCUGCAGAAAGAAGUGGAGGAGCUGAACUCUCAGCUCUCACUGAUGGAGAGAGAGAAUGAAGCUCAYACAAUCAACCAGCAGAAGUUAGCUGUUGAUCUGCAGGCUGAGAGGAGCAACACUGAGGCUCUCCUGGAUGAAUUGGAGAAACUGAGAGCUUCGAACAAUGAGAUGAGAGAAAMGUUUUUAGCUGACGAACUCUUAGCCAAGCAGCAGGUCACCMACAUGACGAGUGAGUUUGAGAAAGCAGUCAAGUCUCAGGCUGAGCAGAACCUCGUCCAAAAACGGAUCAUGGAUGAGAUGAGAUGUCUCCRCCAAAAUGCUGCAGAGGAGAAAAUGCUUCUGCAGAAAGAAGUGGAGGAGCUGAAUUCUCAACUCUCACUGAUGGAGAGAGAGAAUGAAGCUCAUACAAUCAACCAGCAGAGGUUAGCUGUUGAUCUGCAGUCUGAGAGGAGCAACACUAAGGCUCUCCUGGAUGAAUUGGAGAAACUGAGAGCUUCGAACAAUGAGAUGAGUGAGAAGUUUUUAGCUGACGAACUCUUAGCCAAGCAGCAGGUCACCCACAUGACGACUGAAUUUGAGAAAGCAGUCAAGUCUCAGGUGGAAACCUGCCAGGCUGAGCAGAACCUCGUCCAUAAACGGAUCAUGGAAGAGAUUAGAUGUCUCCACCAAAAUGUUGCAGAGGAGAAAAUGCUCCUGCAGAAAGAAGUGGAUGAAAUGACUUCUCAACUCUCACUGGAGGAGAGAGAGGAUGUCAAGCAUCAGGAGUGGCAGAAGGAAAAGGAGGAGGAGAAGCAAGAGGAGAAAGAGGGGGAGGAAGAGCAGGAGAAGCAGAAGAAGGAGGAGGAGUCCCUCUCUGAUGCUCUCCCUGCUCCAGAACCUGUGUCUGACGAGACGCCCAAAAAGAAGAAGGUUUCAAUCUGGAAAAAAAUCAGACGGUGUCUGGGACUGAGGAGGAGGAAGCAAUAAGACACUGCACCUAACAACUGAUUYACACCUGAUACUUGUUCACCUGUGCUCCUCCUGCAUGAAAUCA